Messenger RNA from Uloborus diversus, 4332 nucleotides. RefSeq lists its product as uncharacterized. The record is from RefSeq and is a predicted model, not a curated record. The coding region runs from base 1 to 4332 and encodes 1443 amino acids. Lineage: Eukaryota; Metazoa; Arthropoda; Arachnida; Araneae; Uloboridae. The transcript has 7 exons.
AUGGACAAUAAAUGCCCAGUGUGCCAUGCAAAAAAGUUCAAACGUGAAAGCCCAGGUUUGUGCUGCAGCGGGGGUAAAGUACAGCUUCCACCACUACCACCUCCACCAGAACCACUGUAUAGUUUGCUCAUGGGCCAUCAUCCAGAUCACCGCCAUUUUAUUGAUCGUAUUCGGCAAUACAACGGAUGUUUUCAAAUGACAUCGUUUGGAGCCAAGCAAAUUAAGGAGACUGGUUUCAUGCCAACAUUCAAAGUUCAAGGACAAGUUUACCAUUUGUGUGGAAGUUUGCUCCCAGAAACAGAGCAACAGGCUCAAUUCUUACAGAUAUAUUUCGUAGGUGAUGAUGAAAAAGAAGCUCACAUAAGGUCACACAACUAUCCUGGUGUCAAGCCAGACUUGGUAAAGCAACUUCAACAUAUGCUGCAUGAAGUAAAUAAUUACAUCAAGGAUUUAAAAACUGCGUUAGAUAAGGUGCCACUUGAGUGUCGAAAUUUUCAAGUAAUGAUUCAUGCAGAUCGUAUGCCUGCCAAUGCACAUAAAGGACGUUUCAAUGCACCAUCAGCCAACGAGGUGGCUCUGGUGAUUGUAGGACAGCAGUUUCAGCAGAGAGACAUCAUCCUUGAAAGCCGCAAUGCAAAACAGCAACGAAUAAGCGAACUCCAUAGGGCAUAUGAUGCCCUGCAAUAUCCUCUCAUGUUUUGCUAUGGGGAAGAUGGAUAUUCAGUUGAUGUACUUCAGCAAGAUACUGCUGAUAAGUUGGGGCCUACUACUAAAUUACCUGUCAAGAAAACUGUUUCUGCAGCUCAGUUUUAUUCCUGGCGUAUAAUGUUACGAGAUACAGAAGAAAAUUAUCUGUUACGCUACUGUGCUCUUCUAAGUCAAUUUUUAGUUGAUGAGUAUGCUAAGAUAGAAACUGAAAAACUGAAUUUUCUCAAAUACAAUCAAAGCAAACUGAGAUCAGAGGAAUACAUUCAUUUAAGAGAUGAAGUAGGAAGGUAUGAUGCUGAUCAAAUAGGACAGAGAGUGGUAUUACCAUCAUCGUUUAUCGGUGGACCCCGUUACAUGCACGAACGAGCUCAAGAUGCCAUGUCAUAUGUACGUCAUUAUGGAAGUUCAGAUUUAUUUAUAACUUUCACGUGUAACCCAAAAUGGAAAGAGAUUCAGCGAGAAUUGUAUCCCGGACAGAAGCAUUAUCAACGUCAUGACAUCAUUGCGAGAGUUUUCCAUAUGAAAGUGAAGGAGUUUAUGGAUCUUAUAGUUAAAGGACAAGUUUUUGGUAAAGUUCGGUGUCACAUGUUAUCUGUAGAGUGGCAAAAACGAGGGUUGCCCCAUAUUCAUUGCCUGCUGUGGCUGGAAGAAGCCAUUACUGCUGAUAUGGUUGAUAAAGUUGUGUGUGCUGAAAUUCCAGAUGUUGAUCGUGAUCCCCUUCUCUAUGAUAUUGUUAAGGCUAAUAUGAUUCAUGGGCCAUGCGGAAGAGUAAAUACAUUUUCUCCUUGCAUGAAAGAUGGUUGCUGCACAAAACGAUAUCCUCGCCCUUUCGUCCAAGAAACGCAGAGGGGACUAGAUGGUUAUCCUUUGUAUCGUAGGAGAACUCCAGAGGACGGUGGUUUCACAGUUAAUCUUAAAGGAUUUCAGUUAGAUAACAGAUGGGUUGUACCAUACAAUCCCGUUUUGUUGCGUACUUUUGAAUCUCAUAUCAAUGUUGAGAUAACGAAUUCCGUAAAAUCCAUAAAGUAUGUUUGCAAAUACAUCACUAAAGGAAAUGAUCAAGCAGCCUUCAUUUUAAAGAAUGAUAAAGAUAUUGAUGAGAUAGAGAUAUACGAAUCUGGCAGAUAUAUCAGCAGUUCAGAAGCAGUGUGGAAAAUAUUGGGAUUUCCUAUUCAUGAGAGAUACCCUGCAGUAAUUCAUCUUGCUGUGCAUCUGGAAAAUGGCCAACGUGUUUACUUCACCGCACAAAAUAUUCAUAACAAAGUUGGAAAACCUCCAGAGACAACACUUUCGGCAUUUUUCAACCUUUGCAAAAUUGAUGAGUUUGCCAGAACACUUCUGUAUGUUGAAGUUCCUUCGUAUUAUGUGUGGCAACAGAAUAAAAAGUUUACAAGACGUAGGCGGGGAGAGAAAAUUGAUCAAUGGCCAGGGAUAAAGAAAGAUUCUGCUUUAGGACGCGUUUACACAAUUCAUCCUAACAAUGUUGAGUGUUACCACCUACGCCUCCUCCUCCAUCAUGUUAGAGGUCCAACAUCUUUUUCUUAUUUAAAAACUGUAAGCAAUGUUGAAUACCCUACAUUCAAAGCUGCAUGCAUGGCAAUGGGAUUGCUCGAGGAUGAUAAACAGUGGCAAUACACUAUUGAGGAAGCUAUUUUAAGCAGCUCAUCAUUCAAACUGCGAGAACUUUUUUCAGUGAUCUUGGUAUUUUGUCAUCCCUCUGAUCCACGAAGCCUUUGGGAAAAGUACAAGGACAGUUUUUCAGAAGACAUCCAGUUUCAGCAUGAAAGACAACUGCAAGACUCCGCUCUUUCAACUAAGGACAAAGCGUACAACCAAUGCUUGAUUCUGAUUGAAGACACUGUUCAGACUCUGGGAGGUCAGCGCUUAAUGGAUUAUGGUUUACCUCAGCCUGAGCGAUUUGAGACUAAUUUGCAAAACAGAGAGUACAUGCGAGAAACAAAUUUUGAUCUUGAAGAUUUGAAGAAAAAAGUACAUAAUGCUGAAGCCUCUCUAACAGGCGAACAGUCCAGCGUAUAUCAAAAGGUCCUCAACAGCCUCGAGUCUGGAGACGGAUUAUAUCCUGAAUGUGCUGGCAAAAUUAUUAUACCCCACGCACUCGCUACGAUAGUAACGGAAUUGCCAGAUCUCAUCGCCAAGAUUUAUCCUGAUGUUGCUGAUAUAAAAAAUAAGCCCAUUGAAUGGUUGUGCGAGCGUGCCAUCUUAUCUCCAAAAAAUGAUACAGCCGCAGAAGUCAACAGCAUCUUAUUAAAGUCGUUUACUGGAGAAGAUAUUUACUACAAAUCUUUUGAUACAACAACAAAUCGUGAUGAUGCAGUGCACCUUUGGGAAAAGUACAAGGACAGUUUUUCAGAAGACAUCCAGUUUCAGCAUGAAAGACAACUGCAAGACUCCGCUCUUUCAACUAAGGACAAAGCGUACAACCAAUGCUUGAUUCUGAUUGAAGACACUGUUCAGACUCUGGGAGGUCAGCGCUUAAUGGAUUAUGGUUUACCUCAGCCUGAGCGAUUUGAGACUAAUUUGCAAAACAGAGAGUACAUGCGAGAAACAAAUUUUGAUCUUGAAGAUUUGAAGAAAAAAGUACAUAAUGCUGAAGCCUCUCUAACAGGCGAACAGUCCAGCGUAUAUCAAAAGGUCCUCAACAGCCUCGAGUCUGGAGACGGAUUAUAUCCUGAAUGUGCUGGCAAAAUUAUUAUACCCCACGCACUCGCUACGAUAGUAACGGAAUUGCCAGAUCUCAUCGCCAAGAUUUAUCCUGAUGUUGCUGAUAUAAAAAAUAAGCCCAUUGAAUGGUUGUGCGAGCGUGCCAUCUUAUCUCCAAAAAAUGAUACAGCCGCAGAAGUCAACAGCAUCUUAUUAAAGUCGUUUACUGGAGAAGAUAUUUACUACAAAUCUUUUGAUACAACAACAAAUCGUGAUGAUGCAGUGCACCUUUGGGAAAAGUACAAGGACAGUUUUUCAGAAGACAUCCAGUUUCAGCAUGAAAGACAACUGCAAGACUCCGCUCUUUCAACUAAGGACAAAGCGUACAACCAAUGCUUGAUUCUGAUUGAAGACACUGUUCAGACUCUGGGAGGUCAGCGCUUAAUGGAUUAUGGUUUACCUCAGCCUGAGCGAUUUGAGACUAAUUUGCAAAACAGAGAGUACAUGCGAGAAACAAAUUUUGAUCUUGAAGAUUUGAAGAAAAAAGUACAUAAUGCUGAAGCCUCUCUAACAGGCGAACAGUCCAGCGUAUAUCAAAAGGUCCUCAACAGCCUCGAGUCUGGAGACGGAUUAUAUCCUGAAUGUGCUGGCAAAAUUAUUAUACCCCACGCACUCGCUACGAUAGUAACGGAAUUGCCAGAUCUCAUCGCCAAGAUUUAUCCUGAUGUUGCUGAUAUAAAAAAUAAGCCCAUUGAAUGGUUGUGCGAGCGUGCCAUCUUAUCUCCAAAAAAUGAUACAGCCGCAGAAGUCAACAGCAUCUUAUUAAAGUCGUUUACUGGAGAAGAUAUUUACUACAAAUCUUUUGAUACAACAACAAAUCGUGAUGAUGCAACCGUGAUGAACCAAGCCCGAAAACCAUGGCCUAUAAUCUGGAAAAAGGUUGUAUUAGCUCGGAGGCCAUGA